AUGUUGUUUUUGUUGUUUUUGUUAGUUGCUCCCAUCUACGCUGGUCUUAUUUUACCAACUAAACCAUCAAAUGAUCCAUUUUACAAUGCCCCCGCAGGGUUUGAAAAAGCUGCUGUUGGUGAAAUUUUACAGUCUAGAAAAACACCCAAACCCAUCACUGGUGUUUUCGUCCCAGUUAAGAUUCAAAACUCCUGGCAACUUUUAGUCAGGUCUGAAGAUUCAUUCGGUAAUCCAAAUGUGAUUGUCACUACUGUUAUGGAGCCAUUCAAUGCUGACCCUUCCAAACUCGCUUCAUAUCAAGUCUUUGAAGAUUCCGCUAAAGCUGAUUGUGCCCCCUCCUAUGCUCUUCAAUUUGGUUCUGAUGUGACUACUAUAGCCACCCAAGUUGAAACGUAUUUAUUGGCACCAUUAUUGGACCAAGGGUACUAUGUUGUUUCCCCAGACUAUGAAGGUCCUAAACUGACAUUCACUGUUGGUAAACAAUCCGGUCAAGCCGUGUUAAACUCCAUCCGUGCAGCAUUAAAGUCUGGGAAAAUCACUAAUCUUGCUGAGGAUGCUAAAGUUGUUAUGUGGGGAUACUCUGGUGGCUCAUUGGCCUCAGGCUGGGCCGCUGCUUUGCAACCAAACUAUGCACCAGAAUUGGGUGGUAACUUAUUGGGUGCUGCUUUAGGUGGAUUUGUUACUAAUAUUACUGCUACAGCAGAAGCCACUGACGGUACUGUCUUUGCAGGGAUUAUGGCAAAUGCCUUGGGUGGUGUUGCAAAUGAGUACCCCGAAUUCAAACAAAUCUUGCAAAACGACACCGACAAACAGUCUGUGUUUGAUCAAUUUGAUAAUCAUUGCUUGGCUGAUGGUGUGAUCAAUUAUAUUGGUAAGCACUUUUUAUCUGGCACCAACAAAAUCUUCAAAUCCGGCUGGAAUAUUUUAAAGAACCCAACAAUUUCUAAAAUUGUUGAGGAUAAUGGUUUGGUUUAUCAGAAACAGCUAGUUCCAAAAAUCCCCAUCUUGAUCUAUCAUGGUGCUAUUGACCAAAUUGUCCCUAUUGUCAACGUAAAAAAAACUUAUCAAAAUUGGUGUGAUGCUGGUAUUGCUUCAUUGGAAUUUUCUGAAGAUGCGACUAAUGGUCACAUCACUGAAACCAUUGUUGGCGCUCCUGUUGCUUUGACUUGGAUCAUUAAUAGAUUCAAUGGAAAACAAACCGUGUCUGGCUGUCAACAUGUUAAAAGAACAAGUAACUUUGAAUAUCCAAACAUCCCACCUUCAAUUCUUAAUUACUUUAAGGCUGCAUUGAAUAUACUCAUCCAAAAAGGACUUGGACCUGAUAUUCAAAAGGAUCAAGUUAAUCCUGAUGGUUUGAAAAAGAUUCCAAUACUUGUAUAG
Candida albicans SC5314 is the source of this 1380-nucleotide messenger RNA. It is a transcript of the gene LIP4, whose product is annotated as Lip4p. NCBI's taxonomy places the organism in Eukaryota, Fungi, Ascomycota, Pichiomycetes, Serinales, Debaryomycetaceae. The transcript has a single exon. Gene Ontology annotation, biological process: lipid catabolic process. The record is from RefSeq and is a predicted model, not a curated record. Bases 1 to 1380 code for a protein of 459 amino acids. Gene Ontology annotation, molecular function: triacylglycerol lipase activity.